AUGGAACGCAACGGCAUCUCCCAAGUACAUUGGAAAAGAGCUGUCUUACUCUUCUCCGUUCUUUCUUAUUCUCCAGCUUGUCUUACCGAGAAUACGAGUCGAUCCAUUUCUACAAUUGGCUUAAAUUCGGAUAGGAUAUAUCUCACAGGAAACCGGAAACCAUCCCUGUAUACUAAGGGCUUUACCAGCUGCAUGGGCAAUCCGCUAAUCAGUAUCACUCGUUUAGAUGCCGCAAUUUACAACAGCAAUGAAACCUUUGUUUUUCAUCUAGAAGGAUCGACGUCCGUCCCUAACUCUGGAGUUAUCAUUGAUAUCAGCAUAUUUGCCUAUGGGAUGGAGAGAUUCCGUCUGGCUUUUGAUCCUUGCUCCGCAAAUAUGUCUAGCUUAUGUCCUCUUGACGUGAAUAUUCGCAUCAAAGAACAAGCUCGAUUCUCGAUUGCUCAACUCGGCGUUAUGGAGCUUCGGCCAACAGUCUAUAAACUUCCUGACUUUGAGGGACAAGUUAUACUUCGGACAUCCUCGAAAAGUUCUGCAUCACAUUUAUCGUACUAUGUGUCUGAAUUAACAAAUGGUGCCAGCUUUUCCCAUCCCUAUGUGAUAGGACCCAUGCUUGCCGCAUUCACGGUUCUUUCUAUGCUCUCCUCUUUUGCUUUGGCAAUAUAUGCUGGAGAUAUCGAGUCUACACGGACCCAUUACGCCCAUGGCCCGUCCACCUUAGCGAUAUUCGCCAUCUUUCAUCACAUCUACUCUUCGGGGGCAUUGGCGGUAAACUGGCCCAGCGCCUUGGUUGCGUUUUGGUCAAAUUAUUCAUGGUUCGCCGGUAUGAUUUACUCACAAAAAAUGCAGAGUGCUAUUGAUUGGGUUACUGGUAACGACCUGGAAAGCGUUCACCGUUUCAAUUCAUGCACUCUUGUUACUAUCGCACCCCCUGGACAAAUGUAUAACCUUACCCAAAGAUAUACAAAACUGUCUUUACCCAUUGGCGAAGGCCCUUCAAUCCGUCCAGGAGAUCUUCUCGCGAGAGCUCCUAACAUGCCAGUAUCAGACUCUUCAGGAUACCCGUCCGGAUCCCAUUCAUUUCAGAGCCACACGGGGUUCCCUAUGGUUUUAAGUGCUGCUAAAAUAUCGGCAUCCAACGCAUUUUUAACUAGUUUGCUUUGGCUACUUGCCUUUAUCGGAGCCGCAAUAGCUGCCAUAAUUUCGCUCAAAGCUAUGCUCGACUUCUUUAUUCGGUUUAGACUAGUGAGGACGGGUCGUCUUGAAUAUUUCCGCGCUCACUGGCUUGCCUAUGCCUUGGCUACCGUCUUCCGUCUCGUUUUUAUCAACUUCUUCUUUCUCAGCUUCCUAGCUUUGUUCCAACUCAAGUUAGGCGGCUCUAAGGCAGUAGUUGCGAUUGCUGCUACUACCCUCGCGAUUGUCUCUAUUGGGUUGCUCGGAGUCUCUGGCUAUGCGCUGCAUUUUCGGCUCAGAGGUGGGAAGUUGACCUAUGACAAGAAAACAUGCUAUUUGCAGAAGACAUAUAUUCACAAAGUUGUUCCGUGGUAUCGAUUGGUUAGGGACGAUGUCUCUCCGGAGGACGACCCUGAUAUCAAGGCUAUUCGUCUUCCCUGUUACACACUUCGCUACAGACCUUCAGCCUCCGAGCGAGACCACAUUCAUACCGACUGCAAUUUCCUUUUGCGCUUCUCGUGGCUUUCAGCACGCUACCGAUCAAACAGGUGGUGGUUUUUUUCCUUAUGGGUGCUCUACGACCUGGCUCGGGCGGGAUUCUUAGGGGCGGCAGCGCCGUCCGGCAUGAUCCAGGUUUUCGGUCUUCUUUGCUUGGAGCUCAUCUCCGUGAUACUUAUAGCAUGGGCCAAACCUUUUGAAGCAACACGCUUAAACGUUCUUAUGUUGUAUCUCCUAGGCUUCAGCAAAAUAGCCACACUAGCAAUCUCAUCGACCUUCCACCCAGCAUUCAACCUUGGGAGGAUCACUACGGCAUUCUUAGGCUUGGGCAUAAUAGCCCUUCACACCACCCUUUCGCUUGCCUUGCUGGUUUCCAUUGCUACGGGCCUCGUUUCAACAUACCUUUCCUUCACCAGAUACCGGGAGAUAGCACCGCGGGACCGGCCUGCGAAGGGGCUUCGCCAAAGGUAUCUUAACCACGUUACCAAAGCUUCAAGCAGGAAACGCAGGCAGGAAAGCGUUUCUCGUUCGCCAGUAGCGUUUGGGUCCCUUAGGGGUCCUUCGCUCUCGGCGUCUUCAACCCAAGGAUACCCAAGGGUAGGGGAUGGAUACACAACAGAAACGCCUACGGGCAGAUUCUUGUCCCCUACAACUUCUCAAGUUUCGUUUGGGCAUCACUUUGGGUCGAGCUUCCCGCAAAUCGACAGCACUAGGUGUAGCCAUCGAACAGCUGAGCGUACGCCAGCACGGGAGAGUAGCGAAUCUGACCGGGGCGUCUUUGAAGUCUUUUAA
This is a messenger RNA of Uncinocarpus reesii 1704, 2460 nucleotides long. RefSeq lists its product as uncharacterized. Gene Ontology annotation, biological process: transmembrane transport; fungal-type cell wall biogenesis. The record is from RefSeq and is a predicted model, not a curated record. The coding region runs from base 1 to 2460 and encodes 819 amino acids. NCBI's taxonomy places the organism in Eukaryota, Fungi, Ascomycota, Eurotiomycetes, Onygenales, Onygenaceae. The transcript is spliced from 4 exons.